Molecule: messenger RNA, 1641 nt
Organism: Penicillium coprophilum
Lineage: Eukaryota; Fungi; Ascomycota; Eurotiomycetes; Eurotiales; Aspergillaceae
Product: fungal specific transcription factor domain-containing protein
Exons: 7
Coding region: 1-1641 (546 amino acids)
Biological process (GO): DNA-templated transcription
Molecular function (GO): carboxy-lyase activity; DNA binding; zinc ion binding
Source: RefSeq, a predicted model, not a curated record
AUGAACCCGCCAAGCCACGAUGAAGUCGACCGAGUGCUCCGGCUCAAGCGCAAAGAACGCGAACCCUGUGGCACCUGCCAGAAGCGAAAUCACCCGCAUAUCUGCACAUAUGUUCCGAUCCGAGAUCCGAGGAGGGAGCCUCAACAAGCUACUGCCUCUGCAUCACCAAGUCCAGCACGCCGAUCAACUCGAAGAACUGAGGCUGAUUUUAGCCCGUCGGCUUCUACCCUUCGACCAGAUGAUGCAGCGAAGAACUAUGUCUACUCCGGAGAUAACUCAGUCGUCUCGAUAUUGCGCUCAAGGGCAUCGGAUGGGAAUGAAUCUAUGACUCGUGACCUGGGGUCGGUCCUGGGUCUUCAAAACACUUUGAACACUUACCCAUUCAUGGACCUGAAGACCCCACAGGAGCGAUGGAGUUCCCUGCUCAGUGUUUUGCCCCAGAGAAAUGAAGUGUUGAAUCUCCUACUAGCAGCUUUGGCUGCUGGUGCUCAUUACUCAGACAUCGAGUACCCCCAGCGAUUGGAGUUGGUAACUGAUUUCGUUCGUCGAUCAUUCCAUGCCCUCCGUCUAGCCAAUUUUCUCUUCCGACCAUCUCUCGAUACCAUCCAAGCACUUCUCAUAAUUGGCAACACCCUGCAGAAUUUGGGUCAAUCAGACGCGGCUUGGGCGCUGUUAGGCACGACCGUUCGGCUUGCUCAAACGAUGGGGUUGCACACAGAGCGAAGUAAUGUUAAUUGGCCGGAGUCCACUAUAGUAUGGCAAGAUAGCUUGUUGUCGAUGAGCUACGAUCGCCCGCCAAUCGUUACAGUAACUGGAUGGUCCGUCGACCCUAGCACCUUACAGAAAGACAACCUGUCAUAUCUUCAGGUCAUGCAUUCCCUAUGUCACCUCGGUAUAGAUAUCAUGCGGCCAGAAUCUUCUAGCACCAAUGAGUUUGACCGAGGAAUCGAAGCACUACAGCGGUUGGACACAUUAUAUCAAGGCGGACAACCCCAUCUACAGAUACGAAGCAAUUGCACAACCUUGCAGGAGCAUCUUGAGCACCUAGCACUUAGAAUGCAUUCGUCUUUUUGCGUGUCCGUGGUAUGCCGCCCGGCAAUGAAACAGUCCCAGCCGCAGCCACAGCUCCUUCAGGCCAAUAUUCUACGGAACCGGGCAAAGGGAAGUCUGAUUGAAGCUUCUCGGGCAUUUCUCGAUUUUCAGGCCCUGAGCGUGGUACCAUUGCGUAGCUGGUCGAUGGUGCAUACUGUCUUGAGCUCAACUCUGCUUCUCUGUAUGUGGGAAGAAACUCGAAAUGAUCCUGAAUGUCGGGAUCUACAGCAGCGUGUCAUUGAUGUGUUCACUUCAUCGAACUCCCGAACAAUAGAGGAAGGUGCAGAGAAUGAUAUUCAGUGGCUAUCUGCGAGACAUAUUCGUGCUUUGGUUACCCUUCGUGGUGCUUUAGACCGACAGCAAGAUGUCAGUGUUCCUGAGAACGAGACCUGGGCGGGGCCUGGUCUCAAUCCUGGUCUCUUCGGUUCGGGUAUACCCGAUGCAUUUUUCGACAUUGCAAACCCAAUUGACAACUCGCCUGUAUCUUAUCUUGAUUCGAUCAUGAAUGAUCCGAUGUUCGACUUUACCCAAGAAAAUGGCUUUCUAUGA